Molecule: messenger RNA, 2027 nt
Organism: Sclerotinia trifoliorum
Lineage: Eukaryota; Fungi; Ascomycota; Leotiomycetes; Helotiales; Sclerotiniaceae
Source: the annotation of a GenBank genome assembly
CGCUAGCGAUAUCAAACGCUAUCGCUAUCCUAUCGGCUUCCUUUAAAUUUCAAAUCGUCGACAUCGCAAAUCGAGAAAUUUUAGAGAAGAAUUUGGAAAGACACAAGAAGAUAUGAUUAUUAGGAGUAUUACACGCUGCUCUCGCAUUCGAAAGGUUCCUUCUUUUCAAGCACCAUUACAACGAAUGAAACAGCGCACCUAUUCGACAUCUACAAGCUCCUCUGCUACCGCGCCCACGGCACCUUCACCAGCCUCCAUAUUAGGUGCUUUUACGAAUGAAUGUGAUAAAAUAGCCCCAAAAUUCGAGGUGCAUGGUUCGCAAAUACAAAUACUACGGACGCCAUCAGAAUUCUACGAGACGUUGAAGGUUGGCACAUACUUAAAUUGGACAUUGGCGGAUGGGACGAAUGCUGAUGGAUGGUUCUAGAGUAAAAUACUAGCAGCAGAGACACGGAUUUUCUUGUCGACUUUGUAUAUAGGAAAGACAGAACAUGAAUUAGUACAUACAGUUAUUCUCCCAGUUCAAUAGUACAUAUGAAUGAUAACUAUGUGUAGAUUUCCACACUUCAGCAAGCUCUGCGUGCAAAACCAAAUCUUAAGCUUAGUAUCCUUACUGAUGCGCUGAGGGGUACGAGAGAGUCUCCUAAUGCAUCAUGUGCUUCACUUCUUGCGCCGUUGGUGUCGGAGUUUGGUGCAGAUAGAGUUGAUAUUCGUAUGUACCAUACACCGAAUUUGAACGGGUUGAGAAAAAAGUAUAUUCCUAAACGAAUCAAUGAGGGAUGGGGUUUGCAACAUAUGAAGUUGUAUGGAGUGGAUGAUGAGAUUAUAAUAUCUGGGUAUGCCAUCAUCAACUCCUUGUCCGAUGCAGUUCAGAGGCUAAUGAACGUGAAAAGAGCAAAUCUCUCCAGUGACUAUUUCACAAAUCGACAGGAUCGGUAUCAUGUGUUUUCCUCUAGAGAAGUCACUCAGUAUUUCUACAGUAUUCACAACGCAGUCUCAAGUUUGAGCUUCUUGGUAUCGCCAGACCCUCAAUUACCUGCUGCAUACACACUUGAAUGGCCUUCCUCAAACUCCUGUCCUUCCCCUUUGACAGAUUCCAAGAAAUACAUCUCUCACGCAUCGUCCAUUCUCAAACCAUUGAUCCAAGCUUCGACAGCAUCAAAAUCGAUACCUAGUGUUCCUCAAGCUAACACAACUAUCUACCCCAUCUCCCAAUUCACGCCACUGUUCCCCUCAAACUCCGACACAUCCACCGAGCUCCCCAUGCUCACCCGUCUCCUCACCUUCCUCAGUUCACCAACCAUCCCCUCAUCAUGGACUUUCACCGCCGGCUAUUUCAAUCCCUCCCCGACUCUAACUUCCCUCCUCCUCCACACAAGCUCGAAAAACAAUACCGUCUUAACUGCUUCUCCACAAGCCAACGGUUUCUACAACUCUCUUGGAGUCUCCGGCAUGCUCCCGGCAGCCUACACACUCCUUCUCCGCAAAUUCCUCACCUCCGCUCAAAAACUCCAAGGACCAUCCCCCUCCAUCACUCUCCGAGAAUGGAAAAGAGGAACCGUGAAUGAACCCGGAGGGUGGACCUAUCAUGCCAAGGGACUCUGGGUAUCAUUUCCUUCCCCCUCCUCACCCGCAUCCUCACCCGAGACACCCAAGCCGGCAAUCACGGUACUUGGUAGUAGUAACUAUACCAAACGAUCGUACACGCUUGACCUUGAAACUGGCGUGAUGAUCGUAACUCGAGAUCGGGAGUUGCAGGAGAGAUUGAGGCAGGAGAGGGAUGGAUUGGGUGAAUGGGCGAGCGAGGUGGGAAUGAAGGAGUUUCAGAGUAGUGAGAGGAGGGUGGGGUUGCAUGUUAGGAUCGCAUUGUGGAUCGUAGGCGUAGUGGGUGGCGCUUUGUAGAUAACAUAGUCCUAGUCAUAUUGAGCUAAAGAGGAAUAGAGAGAUGGGGUUGGGGUUCUUGCUAUUAGGAUUUCCUCGUGGUAUGAUAGAUCAAUUUCAGAACAUCUCCAAAUGGAUUUAUGAUG